This is a messenger RNA of Necator americanus (New World hookworm), 1620 nucleotides long. RefSeq lists its product as uncharacterized. The record is from RefSeq and is a predicted model, not a curated record. The transcript has a single exon. Bases 1 to 1620 code for a protein of 539 amino acids. Lineage: Eukaryota; Metazoa; Nematoda; Chromadorea; Rhabditida; Ancylostomatidae.
AUGGAAAUCAUUACGGAGAGGUUCUACUCGAACCUUUUCCGUUCAUCAACUCCUGUGUCAAGCCCAAUCAUCCCCACCGGCGAAGCUCCACCGCUGAUUCUCCCUUCGGAAGUACGAGUCGCUAUCAAGAGCAUGAAACCUGGCACAGCCCCCGGACCUGAUUUUAUAUCAGCAGAUUUUCUUCGGGCUGGCGGCCAUCCGCUUCAUGUAAUCUUAGCAGCGCACAUGACAUCCUGUCUUCAGAAAGAAAGGAUCCCAGACCAGUGGAAGACCUCGCGAACCGUCCUUAUCCAUAAGAAAGGUGACCUUCGGAACUACCGUCCGAUAUGCUUGCUGAGCGUGUUAUACAAAGUAUUCACCAAGAUCAUCUUCACACGCAUAUCUAGGACGCUGAAUGAAGCCCAGCCUCAAGAACAAGCUGGAUUCCGCCAAGGGUUCAGCUGCUUGGACCACAUCCAGACCGUUUCGAGGGUCAUAGAGGUUUGCCGGGAAUACCGCCUGCCCCUUGUUCCAACCUUCGUCGACAAUGAGAAAGCCUUUGACAGCGUAGAAACGAAUGGAAUACUGUCAGCGCUGGUCGAUCAAGGUGUGGACGCGUCGUAUGUGAGGACAUUAGCCAAUUGCUACGAACGAUGCACAACUAGGAUACAGCUUUUCCACCGCCCUCUCACCAUACCCAUUAGAAAGGGGGUACGACAAGGCGAUACUAUAUCGCCGAAGCUGUUCACGGCUGCAUUGCAAUGGAUAAUGAAAUCACUAUCCUGGGAAGAAAGGGGCAUACGUGUUGAUGGAAGAUUUCUUUCGAACCUUCGUUUCGCUGACGACAUCGUUCUCUUUUCGAGCAGUACCAAUGAAGCAGAAACGAUGCUCAACGAAUUGAACGAAGCAGGGAAGAGAAUAGGACUGCGAAUAAACAGAAAGAAGACACAGUUCAUGAAGAACGCGCACUGCGAGGACGGAGGAGUACAACUUGAAGGCUCCCAAAUCGUGGAAACUCCGUCAUACGUAUACCUCGGACGUUCUAUGAACAUGGAAAACGACUUGAAGGAAGAACUGAAUAGAAGAAUGAGAGCAGCAUGGGCAGCAUUCGCAGCCGUCAGGGAAGCUACGGACCAACUGACGGACCAUGAUCUUCGUGCCCAUCUGUUCGACUUGACAGUCCUUUCAUCGCUCUGUUACGCAGCGGAGACGUGGGCAGACACCGCGGCCACGUCUAGGAAGCUACUUGCUACCCACAGAGCCCUUGAGAGAUGUCUCCUGAAGUUUAACCGGCGCACACAACACCUUGCCGGUCUUCGUAGCUCCGACUUAAGAGGAAUGUCCCGUCUUCGCGACCCAGCGGAAUAUGUAUCGAAAGCAAAACAUAGAUGGGCCGGUCACAUCAUGCGAAGAAUCGACGAUAGAUGGACUAAAAGAACGCUAGAGUGGAUCCCAAGGGACGCUAAACGCCCCCGAGGGAGACUGCCAACGAGAUGGGGUGACGUGUUCGCUACGGAUGGACCGCUGGGCUCAGCUGGAUGGCUAGGACCUCGUAACUCUCGAAGCUUGAGAACAUCUUGGAUGACAAUGGCGAGGGAACGAAACGAGUGGAAGAGAUGCUGGGGCCCGCACGUCCAGUGA